AAAAAAAACGACACGGUUAUUGCUGGAAAAAAAGAAGAUAUGAAAGAAAGAAAGUGAGAUGAGAUAGGAAACGAAAGCGGAAAGGAAGGAAGAAAGAAAGAAACAACACUGACUGAACAGAACUCAAGCUCAACACUGUCUGUAGAACCAGGUUAAUAGAGGUCCAAGGCCAAACUUGCCUUUAAGGUUUGAACCGACUGACUACAAUACACUCCUCACUUACAAAUUUCUUAUACAAUCCAUGAUUGUGUUACACCUUUUUGCUGCUCCCCUUCCUUCUUGCACUACCAUUACAUGCUCCAAACAUUUUUCCCAUGACAACCACUUUGUGCGAUCUUCAACGGUUCCGCGGCUAUCCCUGAGCCAUGUCAGAACAAGGAUAUUCUUAUGUAGUGCUAGAAAUCGACAGAAGGAUUUGAAUGGUAGGGACUUCAGUAUAGACAUUGUUAAAGAAGAUCAAGAGCUUGAGGAUGAUGGUGACGAUGGGUUUUUGGCUCAAGGAAUGUAUGCAAGAAGGGAUGCAAAAGACAUUGAUGAAGAAGAAGCACAAGAAAAUGAAGAUGAUGAUAGUGGAUAUUCAGGUCGAGGACCAUAUACAGGUAGGCCAGGGAAGGAUUAUGAUAGAGAUCCAGAACUUGGUAACAUUCUCGGGAGUUUUCUAGAGGACCCCCAAGCAGCACAAUCCAAAUUGGAAGACAGACUAAGAAAGAAAAGGAGCAAAAUAUUGCACACAAAGACUGGAUCAGGAAAACCAAUGAAAGUGUCAUUUAACAAAUUUGAUUUUUCAAACUCAUACAUAUGGUUUGAAUUUUACAAUGUUCCAUUGGCAAAAGACGUAUCCUUAAUUUGUGAUACAAUUCGAGCGUGGCACAUUAUCGGACGUCUUGGUGGAUGCAAUGCCAUGAAUAUGCAACUGUCACAGUCUCCAAUGGAUGCACGACCGAGUUAUGAUUAUAUUCAAGGAGCAAAUGUGGAACCAACUACAUUUUACAACAUUGGGGAUCUCGAGUUGCAAGACAACUUGGCUCGAAUAUGGGUGGAUAUUGGAACUGUUGAACCAUUGCUUCUGGAUGUUUUGAUAAAUGCAUUGACACAGAUAAGCUCCGAUUUUGUGGGGAUCAAGCAAGUAAUGUUUGGUGGAUCAGAAUUUGAGAAUUGGAAUGACAGUUUGAAAUCAGAGGAUGCAGGUUAUGGUGUUCACAAGAUCUAGCAGCCAAUUUUAUAGACUUAUGAGGAUUUUGAAUUGAGCGCAAUGAAGAGGAAGCCAUCAAAUGUAUCACUUUUUCGUAACAGUUAGUAUUAGACUGAAGAAUAAGCAGGGUUGUAAGCAUUUAUCCUAGUUGUAUAUUUUUUUAACGGCAGGUACUAAAGCUUAUGUCAACUUGGUGGAGUGUAUUUUUAUUUAUAAAAAUGCUGGUUCUAAGAGUUGUGCAAAUUGCAAUAAAUGUAAUUAGAAAAUCAGAUUAGAGUUAUGUAACUUUAUAAUGCUUGGUGGAGUAUAUUUUUAUUUAUAACUA
This is a messenger RNA of Glycine soja, 1517 nucleotides long. RefSeq lists its product as uncharacterized. Bases 242 to 1210 code for a protein of 322 amino acids. The transcript is spliced from 8 exons. The record is from RefSeq and is a predicted model, not a curated record. Lineage: Eukaryota; Viridiplantae; Streptophyta; Magnoliopsida; Fabales; Fabaceae.